UUUUUUUUUUGCCGUUAACUGUUUAUACCCCCCCCCACUUGUUUUAAAAUAUCUAUCUAAUUUAUUUCUGUAUUUAUAUUUAGUAUGUUCGGCCUAAACCGAAGCGAGGCCGCGCUUGUUAUUUUCACCGGCCGGGUGAGAUGUUGUGAAGAUUAACACGAUUAAGCUGAUCACGUGCUCUGGGAUGGUGAGAUGGAGACGGGACAGAGAGAGCGCGAGGAGUCUGAGGAGGUGAAGCAAUGUGAUCCAUCACUGGCGGACAGCCAGGAUCAAACUGGCUGUGAAGAUUCAGAAGCUCUCCCUUAUCAUCAUACACCAGCAGACCUUGGGGAUUCUAUCCCAGAGGGGGACCGGACAGAGGAGGAGGAGGAGGAGGGAGCAGAUACCCAAACAAAUGAACUAGAAGAGAGUUUAGCGACAGAGGCGGGGAGGUCAAGUUUACUGGACCCAGAAGGAGAUCCUGAAGAGAAAGUGGAACACUUGCUUAAUCAUGAAUCGGAACUUGUAGAACCUUCGGGGAAUCAAGGUGAACCCGAGGAGGACGCAUGGGUCACCUCGAAGGUGGGGGAGUCAUCGGACUCAGGUUCCACCGAUAACACCCUGGAGGACUCGGGCGAGUUCACCGAGGCCUGUCCGGUGGCAGUGUUGGCUGGUGCCACGGAGGAGCUGGGCAGCGGGGUCUCCGAGCCUGGCGCGCCCCCUUUCUCGCACCGUGAUGAGGACGUGACGGCAGAGAGCUGGCGGCUGCACCGGAAGCACGUGUUUGUGCUGAGCGAGGCGGGCAAGCCCAUCUACUCGCGCUACGGCAACGAAGAGGCACUGUCCUCCACCAUGGGGGUCAUGAUGGCUCUGGUGUCAUUCGUUCAGAGCGGGGACAACCUCAUAAGAUCCAUCUACUCUGAGGACCACAAGGUGGUGUUCAUGCAGCACGGUCCCCUGGUCCUGGUCUCAGUCUCUCAAAGCCGGCAGUCGGAGCAGCAGCUCCGGCAGGAGCUCCAGUACGUGUACUACCAGAUCAUCAGCAUGCUGACGCAGGCCAGCGUGACGCGCAUCUUCGAGCGCAAGAAGAACUACGACCUGCGCAGGCUGCUGGCCGGCUCUGAGAAGAUCCUGGAUGGGCUGCUUGACCUGGUGGACACCGACCCCAGCUUCCUGCUGUCCGCCGUGCGCUGCUUACCCCUGGCCUCCUCCCUGCGGGACUCCCUGAGCCAGACCCUGCAGAAAGCCAUCACCCCCAACUUGGUGUUCUCCAUCCUGAUCGCCAAGAGCCAGCUGCUGGCCAUUGUUCAGGAGAAGGCCGUCAUCGAAGACGCCAGGCUGGAGCCGGCCGACCUGCACCUGCUGCUGAACCUCAUUGGGGCCUCCUCCGCUUUCCAGGCCGGGGAGAUCUGGACUCCCAUCUGCCUCCCGCUCUUCAACCCGGACGGCUAUUUCUACGCCUACAUCUCGUACCUGGACCCCCCGCUGUGCACCGUCUGCCUGCUCCUGCUGUCCACCGACAAAGAGGCUUUCUACUCGGUGGCAGAGUGCAAGAGGAAGAUCGAGGAUGGCAUGCGGGCUCAGAACGCUCUGCGGGCUGUGGCGGAGGCUCGGUCCUACAGCGUGACUCAGGUGGGCGUGUCGGACCUCCGGCACUUCAUGUACAAGCCGUUUGACGUGCCGGAGAACCACAAGCAGCUCACACAGUUCACCAGCCCGGAGAUGGAAGCGCCAUACAGCACGGCGGAGGAGAGGGAGCGUCUGUUUGACCUGUACCGCUACCUGCACAGCCGAAUCCACAGCGCCACCCGGCCGCUCAAACUCAUCUACCACGUCGCGGAGAAGGAGACGCUGCUGGCCUGGGUGACCAGUAAGUUCGAGCUGUACACUUGCUUCAGCCCUCUGGUUACCAAGGCCUCUGCCAUCAACGCCAUCACCAAACUGCUCCGCUGGAUCAAGAAAGAGGAGGAGCGUCUUUUCAUCCGCUACCCCCCCAAAUACUCCACCACCCCCAACCCCAGCAAGAGCUCCUGGGGGGGCAAGGGGGGUUCUGACAGACAGGAGACCACCGAAAACGGCUUCCUCUCACUGCCAUAGGGCCCAGGACUGCAGAGCCCCUUUCUCAUUGGCUAGAAACAAGGCUUUCCUAUCUUCCCAAUCCUCUUAUAGAAUAAAACCUUUCUGUUUCUAUUGGAUGAAUCUGCUUCCCUUGCCUGCUGUUGGAGUGCUCUUGAUUUGCCGUGGCGAAAGGCAUGACUUGAAUCGGCUUGUUCGCCUAUUAUAGGGCCCCCUUUGACUCUGAUUGGCUAAAGAUCUGGCCACCUUUCUGGGACACGGUGGCUAAUAAGUUGUGCUUGGCUGAGUUUUUGUUUUUUCCCUCAUUAUUUAUAGGUCAAUAACUGUACCAAUUGGCUCACAACAAGAGCUUGGGAUCACACCUUCACAAAAG
Molecule: messenger RNA, 2428 nt
Organism: Polyodon spathula (Mississippi paddlefish)
Lineage: Eukaryota; Metazoa; Chordata; Actinopteri; Acipenseriformes; Polyodontidae
Product: vacuolar fusion protein MON1 homolog B-like
Exons: 6
Coding region: 193-2076 (627 amino acids)
Biological process (GO): vesicle-mediated transport; protein targeting to vacuole
Source: RefSeq, a predicted model, not a curated record